This is a messenger RNA of Heterostelium album PN500, 300 nucleotides long. RefSeq names its product Mpv17/PMP22 family protein. Bases 1 to 300 code for a protein of 99 amino acids. Lineage: Eukaryota; Evosea; Eumycetozoa; Acytosteliales; Acytosteliaceae. The record is from RefSeq and is a predicted model, not a curated record. The transcript has 3 exons.
AUGAAUACAAUCAGAUCAUCAUUUCAAAAGUUAUUUCCUCGACUUGGUAAAGUAGGUCAGAGAACUUAUGAAGGAUAUAUCAAUGCUUUACAUAAUAGACCUGUUUUGACAAAGGCAAUAACAACAGGUACUUUAUAUUUUGUAUCUGAUACAAUGUCACAGUAUAUAGAGAAUAGAGGAAAGACCGACUGGCUAUUCGAUUACAAGCGAGCGAUGAGAAUACAAAGAGUUUUAUUUAUGAAUCUAAUAAAUCUUGGUUGGGCUGCUUUCCUAAGCUCUCAAUCUCAGUCUGCCCAUUAA